AUGGGUCGCGUGGGGGAGGGGGAGGGGGAGUUCCGGGGCGGAGGUCCAGGUCGUCCGGGGGCCCGCGGGGGGGGUGGAGGUGGAGUAGGAGGAGGAGGAGGAGGGUACUCGGAGGAGUACGGGGCCCAGGACGAUAGCUUUGAGGCCCCGGAUGAGAUGGGCCGCGGCUGGGAGGGCGGCGGCGGCGGCGGCGGCGGCGGCGGCCGGGGCAGACCCCCCCGCGGUGGAGGUCCGCCUCGAGGUGGAGGAGGAGGCCACGAGGGUUACCGCGGUGACGGCCAGCCGAUGCUGGACAGCUCCUCCCCCGGCGGAAGGGGGGAGCGCCCCCCCCCGCCCUCCUCCAUGCAGGGCAUGGACAUGGCGUCCCUCCCCCCACGCAAACGGCCCUGGCACGACGGCCCGGGCACCGGAGACCCCCGGGACCCCCGCGAACCUCCCGGUGGAGGAGGAGGAGGAGGAGCUGGAGCAGGAGGGCCUGAGGGUCGCCCCCCCCAGAGAGGCGAGGAGGGGGGCUAUGGGCUGGCCGUACGAGGAGGUCGUGGGGGUGGGGGCUGGGGUCCAGGAGGAGGAGGUGCAGGAGGUCCCCCUCUCAGGAGAGGAGCACCCAGAGGAGUCCCCCGUGGUGGCCGCGGCCGGUAGUGACCGCCCCCCCAACCCCCCC
Messenger RNA from Gadus chalcogrammus (walleye pollock), 661 nucleotides. RefSeq lists its product as uncharacterized. The record is from RefSeq and is a predicted model, not a curated record. The coding region runs from base 1 to 639 and encodes 212 amino acids. Lineage: Eukaryota; Metazoa; Chordata; Actinopteri; Gadiformes; Gadidae. The transcript is spliced from 4 exons.